AUGGUUAUGACAAUGAACAUCGGAGAUGUAGCGGCACUAUCAAUCAACGGAACCGAAGAGUGGAUGCCAUGGAAGGGUGAUUUCGCGUUUAAGAUACUUCACUAUGGGCAGUCGAGCAACAACGGUAAGGGAUCAGAUCUGUACAAGAUGGUGUUUGUUCCGUUCACAGGCAUUGACAACCACUGUCGGAAUGUAACACUCUCAGCUGGGUUGUUGGCAUCAGAGAGUAUUGAAUCAUAUAAAUGGCUUCUAAAUUCAUUUUUAAAGUCAUUUGGUCGGCAGCCUAAUGUUGUAGUGACGGAUCAAGACCCUGCUAUGAAACAGGCUAUUGAGGAGGUUGGGCACGAGUUGUGCAAUAAUGAUGAGUUUAAAAGGAGGAUGUGCGACACUGUUUGGACUGAUUCGAUUGAGCCCGAAGAAUUCGAGAGACAGUGGAGGUUGGUGAUGAUUGAGUUUUGUCUUACUGAAAACAAAUGGAUUGAUGAUAUGUUUGGGAUGAGAUCCAUGUGGAUUCCAGCUUUUUACCGGCAUGAGCCAAUGUCAGGUCUUAUGAGAACAACUUCAAGAUCAGAGAAGAUUCAUGGAACAAUUUCCGAAUGUUUGCCGAUGGACACCAAAGUUGAAGGUCCACGUAUCAGAAUAUUGUUGAAGGACUUUAAAGCACAUGGAGAUGGUUUAUUGGAGGUGUGGUUCAAGAAUCUUGAAAAUGAUGUAACUGCACAGUGUAGCUGUUUGCGUUUUGAGCAGUAUGGGCUGCUAUGUAAACACAUCUAUUUUCUUUUCAAGAUGUUUGGUGUUAAAGAAAUUCCAAACAAAUAUGUUACGAAGAGAUGGACGAAGGAUGUGGUGCCCAAUGAGUUAAAUGUGAAGUAUAAUCUAAAUAUUGGUGGUAAGGAUGUGCAACACAAGGCUAAACGGAUUGCUCGUCAUGACAUUCGGACUUGCGAGGAGCUGAAAGCCAAACAACAAGGUAAACAGCAAAAAAAGAAGAUGAAGGGUGUCCAGAUUGAAGAUGGUUUGAGAGACAAAGACAAUGAGGGUGAAGACGACGAAGAGGAAGAUGACUUUGAAGAUUACAUUAGUGAUGAUGGAUCUGAAGAAGAUCAGUGGGAAGAGGUGUCUGGAGAUGAAGAUGACGAGGAUGAGUAA
Molecule: messenger RNA, 1149 nt
Organism: Helianthus annuus (common sunflower)
Lineage: Eukaryota; Viridiplantae; Streptophyta; Magnoliopsida; Asterales; Asteraceae
Product: protein FAR1-RELATED SEQUENCE 2-like
Exons: 7
Coding region: 1-1149 (382 amino acids)
Biological process (GO): regulation of DNA-templated transcription
Molecular function (GO): zinc ion binding
Source: RefSeq, a predicted model, not a curated record